Messenger RNA from Sphenostylis stenocarpa, 1380 nucleotides. Lineage: Eukaryota; Viridiplantae; Streptophyta; Magnoliopsida; Fabales; Fabaceae. The record is from the annotation of a GenBank genome assembly.
AUGUUGACGAUGAUCAUCGUUGCGCUCAUCACUGUCAUAGUUGUCGGAUUCUGCAUUGCUCCAAUCAACGGCAGAUGGCGGAGGAAGACAGCCGUCGGGUUCUUCCAUCCGUACACCAACGACGGCGGUGGCGGGGAGAGGGUGCUGUGGUGCGCCGUCAAAGGCAUCCAAGAGGAGAGCCCUGACCUUGACUGCUAUGUCUACACCGGAGAUCAUGACGCGACCCCUCAAUCGCUGAUGUUUCGAGCCCUCGAUCGCUUUGGAGUCACGCUCCUUUCUCCUCCCAAGGUGGUUCAUUUGUACAAGAGAAGGUGGAUUGAAGAAACCACUUAUCCGCACUUUACAAUGAUUGGUCAAAGUCUGGGUUCUAUGUAUCUUGUAUGGGAGGCUUUGUGCAAGUUUACACCUUUAUUUUACUUUGACACAAGUGGAUAUGCUUUUACAUAUCCACUUGCCCGGUUGUUUGGAUGCAAAGUUAUUUGCUAUACACAUUAUCCUACUAUCAGUUCAGACAUGCUAGCUCGUGUUCGUCAUCGCAGCUUGAUGUAUAAUAAUGAUGCCCUAAUUACAAAAAGUGUUUGGCUUUCAAGGUGCAAAAUAGUCUAUUAUGCAAUAUUCAGUUGCUUGUAUGGGAUUGUAGGAUCAUGUGCGCACCUAGCUAUGGUUAAUUCAUCUUGGACCAAAUCCCAUAUUGAAAAUCUUUGGAGAGUACCAGAUCGGAUUAAGCGAGUCUAUCCUCCUUGUGAUACUUCAGGACUCCAAGUACUUCCCUUGGGACGAUCAGCAGACAUUCCUGUAAUAAUAUCUGUUGCACAAUUUCGCCCGGAGAAGGCUCACACUCUCCAACUUGAGGCUUUUUCAGCUGCCAUUAAGAGAUUGGAUCCUACCCUGCCAAAACCUAAGUUCCAAAUUGUGGGUAGUUGUAGAAACAAGUCAGAUGAAGACAGACUUCAAAUGUUGAAGAAGAGAGCUAUUGAGCUGAAUAUUAACGAACAUGUGGAAUUUCACAAGAAUGUAACAUACAGAGAUUUGGUGGAACUUUUAGGCGGUGCUGUUGCUGGCAUUCAUUCAAUGACAGAUGAGCAUUUUGGCAUUAGUGUUGUAGAAUACAUGGCUGCCGGUGCUAUCCCAAUUGCUCAUAAUUCUGCUGGCCCAAAAAUGGACAUUGUGUUGGAUGAAGAUGGACAGCAAACAGGCUUUCUCGCUUGUACUGUUGAAGAAUAUGCAGACGCCAUAGUACGAAUCGUAACAAUGACAGAGAAAGAAAGACUUUUGAUGGCUGCAGCUGCAAGAAGAAGGGCAAGGAGAUUUUCUGAGCAGAGGUUUUACGAUGACUUCAAAGCUGCAGUGGGACCUAUCUUAUGUCAUAUUUCUAGGUGA